Molecule: messenger RNA, 435 nt
Organism: Adineta steineri
Lineage: Eukaryota; Metazoa; Rotifera; Eurotatoria; Adinetida; Adinetidae
Source: the annotation of a GenBank genome assembly
AUGGCAUUUACUUUUGUAGCACUUGCUUAUAUUAUUGCACUUAUUCUUACUGCAUUACUCAUCUUUUUUGCAAUAUGGCAUAUAAUUGCUUUUGAUGAAUUAAAAAAUGAUCAUAAAAAUCCAAUAGAACAAUGCAAUUCAUUAAAUCCACUUGUAUUACCUGAAUAUGCAACACAUAUUUUUAUUAAUUUUCUUUUUCUUAUUGGUGGUCAAUGGUUAACAUUAUUUUUUAAUAUGCCAUUAAUUGCAUAUCAUAUUAAUAAAUAUCGUACACGUUCAAUGAUGAGUGGAUUUGGUGUAUAUGAUCCAACAACAAUAAUGAAUGCUCAUAUAUUAAAUUUAGCACAACGUGAAGGAUGGAUUAAACUCGGUUUUUAUAUGGUUACAUUUUUUUACUAUCUCUAUUGUAUGAUUGCUGAACUUAUUCGUGAAUAA